CUUCUCCAAGAUUCUAUCUUCGCCGCCUCUCUCUCCUCUUUGACCAUCCCUCCAUUCACACGUGUAUUAAUAUGACAGAAUAUCGAUCGCCGGCGAUGAAUAUCUGGUCGGACGACAAUUUAUCCACAAUUGAAACCUUCAUGUCUUCAGAUCUAACCACUUUUUGGCCUUCGCCGGAGAACCCAAAAACACUUAACCAAGAUUCAGUUCAGCAACGUCUACAAGCUUUAAUUGAAGGCGCCGGUCAAAACUGGACCUAUGCUAUCUUCUGGCAAUCUUCUUCAUCUGAGUUAGGAUGGUGUGAUGGAUACUACAAGGGUGAAGAAGAUAAAGGAAAAAAGAAAUCUUUAUCAUCUUCUUCGCCGGAAGAACAGGCGCACCGGAAAAAUGUUCUCUUGCAACUCAAUUCAUUAAUUUCUGGUGGAUCUGAAUCUGCUGAUGAACCUAUUGAUGAAGAAGUGACGGAUACAGAGUGGUUUUAUUUACUUUCAAUGACUAAAUCAUUUGAAAACGAUGAUGGUCUUGUUGGAUUGGCGUUUAUUAAUUCGAGUGCUGUUUGGAUUGCUGGAGCUCAACAACUUGCUGGAUCUUCGUGUGAGAGAGCUCGUCAAGGUCAAGUAUUUGGUUUGCAAAGUAUGGUUUGUAUUCCUUGUUUUAAUGGUGUAGUUGAAUUGGGUUCGACUGAAUUGAUUUUACAGUCGUCGGGUUUGAUUAAUAAGGUUAGAUUUCUGUUUAAUUGUAAUAGCCCUGAUUUGGGUUCUUGGCCGAAUCCGAUUAUUAAUCAAGAAAACAACAACCCAUCAACGAUUUACCUUAAUGAAACACCAUCCAUGGUUGUUGAAGGUCGUACUGAAAACCCAUUACAGGGUCAAGCACAGAAUCAAAUGCUAAUUCCAUAUGUUUCUGCUAAAGAAUUGAAUUUCUCGGGAAAUGGGUAUGACAGAAAUGAAUGCAAAAAUGAAAAAUCCGGUGAGAUCUUGAGUUUUGCUGGUUUUUCCGGUCAAACCCAAAUGGUUGCUCCGGUGGAGAAGAACAAGAAGAAAUUGCUUCCGGCGGAUGAAGGAAUGCUAUCCUUCACCUCCCCAAUGAUCUUACCUUCUUCAACAACAACCGGCGGCGUGGAUUCCGAUCAGUCUGACUUAGACGUAUCAGUAAUUCGAGAAACAAGUAGCAGUAAAGUUGCAGAGCCGGAAAAGAAGCCAAAGAAACGGGGAAGAAAGCCGGCGAACGGUAGAGAAGAACCAUUAAAUCAUGUUGAAGCAGAAAGACAGAGGAGAGAAAAACUAAACCAGAAAUUCUAUGCAUUAAGGGCAGUUGUUCCAAAUGUAUCAAAGAUGGAUAAAGCAUCCCUUCUCGGUGAUGCAAUUUCAUACAUAAACGAGCUUAAAUCAAAUCUUCAAAAUGGAGAUUACAUGAAAGAUGAACUGGGUAGUCAAAUUGAGGCUUUGAAGAAAGAAAUAGCUAGUAAAGAAUCCGACCAUGAGUUAAAGAUGGUAAAUUUGAAGCUAACGGAUGUAGAGAUUGAUGUGAAGGUAAGUGGAUUGGAUGCAAUGAUUCAGGUACAAAGUGGGAAGAAGAAUCAUCCUCCUGCUAGGGUUAUGUCAGCCAUUAAAGAACUGGAUCUUGAGGUACAAUAUGCUAGUGUCUCGAUUGUUAAUGAGGUUAUGCUUCAACGGAUAGCUGUAAAAAUGGGGAGCAGAUUCUAUACACAGGAAUUGCUUAAGCAGGCCCUAUUUUCUAAAUUAGUUUAGCUUUUAGUAUAGUGUAGUUUGAGCUAUGAUAUGAUGAUUGGAAUUGUCAAUUUUGAUAAUUUAAUGUCUGAAAAUCAGUGAUGUACAUAAUUGAAUCAAAUCUCCAAUCCAAUAUAGUAUUAUUGUAGUUUGGAUUUUAUGUUAUUCUUGUU
Impatiens glandulifera is the source of this 1903-nucleotide messenger RNA. RefSeq names its product transcription factor MYC1-like. Gene Ontology annotation, cellular component: nucleus. NCBI's taxonomy places the organism in Eukaryota, Viridiplantae, Streptophyta, Magnoliopsida, Ericales, Balsaminaceae. Gene Ontology annotation, molecular function: transcription cis-regulatory region binding; DNA-binding transcription factor activity; protein dimerization activity. The record is from RefSeq and is a predicted model, not a curated record. Gene Ontology annotation, biological process: regulation of DNA-templated transcription. The transcript has a single exon. Bases 72 to 1751 code for a protein of 559 amino acids.